Molecule: messenger RNA, 871 nt
Organism: Saccostrea cuccullata (small rock oyster)
Lineage: Eukaryota; Metazoa; Mollusca; Bivalvia; Ostreida; Ostreidae
Exons: 5
Coding region: 204-803 (199 amino acids)
Source: RefSeq, a predicted model, not a curated record
AAUAUGUUUGGGGGAAAAUCUACUUGAAUCAUACAUUUUACAUUUUUCCGUAUCGAAGACCGUAUUCAAUUUUACUUGCAUUAAUGACGUCACAAUGAAAACACAUCAUAGUACACUGACGUCAUAAUGGUUGCGAACCACUCUUUCGUCGUUCAGCAAGAAAAUAACACACGUUGUAAAUCGUGAUAUCUAUUUCGUUUGCUAUGAUGGAGAAAUUGGGAAGUAAGACUAUGGAACAGCGUCUUAGGACAAGCCUGCUUCAGUAUUUAUCAAGGACAAACACACGGACUAUGACUCCAGUUAGACAGCACAUUCUAGAAAUUCUAAUUUUUCUCUACGGAAAAGAAACUGCGAGUAAAGAUGGUGGAUUUUCAUUUUCAAACAGGAAAGACAUUGCCGAAGAACAGAAGAAGUACAUAGUAUUUGCCUAUCUGUUCAUGGAAGCUUUGAAAAAGAACAUGAUUACAGAGACAGAUUUACGUACACUUCAAAGAAUGUGGACACAGCAUAUUCUGUAUCUAACCAAAAGUGGUAAAGACAAAGCAGCUGAAAGAUACCUCCGAAUUCUAGAAGACAGUGAGGAGGUCAUUUUCAAUAUAAAACGAUUUCAAAACCAACUGAUCAAAACGAAAGACUUCUUGGCUAAGAACACCACUGAUCCUGCCAAGACACGGCAGUUAGACCAAACAUUCCAAUUCAGAAGAUCAGGCUUGUUUGAGAGAAUAGGGACACGGUUGAGGAAAUUCUUUGGUCAGCGUGACCCUGAUGACUUUUUUAUGGCCAAGUUUCAGGACGUUAACUGAAAUCAGGAGUUCUGUGUGUUACAGCAGACCAGUGAUAUCUGAAUGACUGCAGCUAAAACUCUGUUAAU